CACUCUCCACCUCUUCAUUUGGUACACUCUCUCUCUCCCUUGACUUUUUGUGCUUAACUCUGGAAAAUGACGACUCCUGUUCCCCUAGCGCUGGCUAGCAUCCAUGCCCUUCCGGCUUGCUGAUCUGAAUAGACCGAUCCCUAGAGGGCCACUGGUGGGGAUAUAAGAGAGCAUGGAGCCCUGGUGUCAUAAUUCUGCUAACAAGAUAAGGACAGGACGCUAACACUCAUUUCAGAAGGAGAGGACUCCAAUAACAGGAAUUCAAAAACACGUCUCACUCCAUUGGAUCAAAGAAUGGCUAUGGUCACCACCAUCCAACCAUCCAACCUCUCUGCGGUGAACGCAUCAUUCGAGGACCUGAGAGCGGACCCACUAUGCAGCAGCAUCUCUCCUUCCCGACACCAGAACAAGCUCAUCCCCGCCAUCUACGGAGUCAUCUUCCUCCUGGGCUUCGUCGGCAACGGCCUGGUGGUGCUGGUGCUAAGCCACAGGUCCAGUCGGAAGACCAUGGCCAACACCUACAUGCUGAACCUGGCUCUUUCGGACCUGCUGUUCCUCACCAGCCUACCCUUCUGGGCCGUCUACUACUCCUAUGACUACGACUGGGUGUUCGGGAAAGUGAUGUGCAGGGUGUGCGGCUGGCUCCUCAACAUCAACGUGUACGCCAGCGUCUUCUUCAUCACCUGCAUGAGCGCCGACCGCUGCCGGGCCAUUGUGCACCCGCUCCAGUCGCAGAGCCAGAGGAACCUCCGCCGGGCUCGGGCGGUGAGCUGCGUGGUCUGGGUGGCAGCCACCCUCCCCACCAUCCCCGCCCUGGUCUUCAGGGAGGUCCACUACUUGGAGGAGCUGAAGGUCACGGCCUGCGCGGUGAACUACCCCAGCACCGGCUGGUUCGUGGGCCUGGCCCUCAUGAAGAUCGUCCUGGGCUUCCUGGUCCCCUUCGCCGUCAUCGCCACCAGCUACUGCACCAUCGGCCGCCACCUGCUCGGGGCCGCCCCUGUAGACGAGGGUUCGGACCACCUGGACCGGGCCCUGAGAAUGGUGGUGGCGGUGGUGUUGGCUUUCUUCAUCUGCUGGUUCCCCUUCCACCUCCUGACCUUCCUCUACACCCUGGGCGCCUUGGAGCUCCUGACGGCCUGCUGGGUUAGGUGGGCCGUACACGCAACGAUCCCGUUCGCCCUCUGCCUGGGCUUCUGCAACAGCGCCAUCAACCCCUUCCUCUACUGCUUUGUGGGCAACCACUUCCGCGAGCAGCUGGCCUGCCUGGUCCAGGCGUGGGCUCCCAGGUUGUUCCAGAAAACCGGCUCCAUCAGCUCCAGACUGAGCUCCUUCUCCAGGAAGCCCAGCGACCAGAAGGACCUGAGCUCGCAGGAGAGUGAGGGACAACACAAUAGAGGGUCCAGGGGAGGGGUCAGGAGUCACAUAGUGGCACAGGACAGUAAUGUGUCAUGCGUUUAACCCAAUGCGGUAACCCCAACCAAAGUGACUGAGACCAGCAGUGUCUGUCUGGCAUUGACAGUCAGAUUUAUAGAGGCCAGCCUUCUUCAGGAAUCAUUAUAUGCAUUUUUAAGUGCUGGCCUCUGACACGAUCUAGCGGUCGAUGAACUUGUGUCUUGUAUUAUAUAUAUAUAUGUAUAUAUGAAAGAAUAUGUUGUCACUUUAUGUAAAAUGCAGUCUAAAAUGCUAUAUUCCGAUAAAUAUUAAUGGAAGUGCCAAGUGGAUGAUUGUUUAAGCUAUAAUGCGGCAAAAGAAUGAUUUUGCGAGUUGUUUUUUUGAUGGUGAUUUUAAAGUUCUCUCUAUUUUGUCAUGAGGUGAACCAAACAUGUUGGAAUAUUUUGCAGCCACUGCCAGUAUCCGGAUGCACUUUUAAGUUAUGGUUUUGCUAACGUUGAAUGAAUAUAUUUUUCAUGGGAUCAAAAUGAUCCCGGGAUUAUAAAUCAGGGCAUUACUACCUCACCUUAUUUCAAAUAAAUAUAUACAUUUUUGGAAA
Conger conger (European conger) is the source of this 1990-nucleotide messenger RNA. RefSeq names its product type-2 angiotensin II receptor-like. The record is from RefSeq and is a predicted model, not a curated record. The transcript has 2 exons. Gene Ontology annotation, cellular component: membrane. Lineage: Eukaryota; Metazoa; Chordata; Actinopteri; Anguilliformes; Congridae. Gene Ontology annotation, molecular function: angiotensin type II receptor activity. The coding region runs from base 295 to 1458 and encodes 387 amino acids. Gene Ontology annotation, biological process: immune response; G protein-coupled receptor signaling pathway; regulation of vasoconstriction.